ACACAAAAAUGAAAGACUUGCCACAAAAAUCAAAAAUUCACCACAAAAAAACUGUUAGUUGGCAAGUCUAAGAAUACAAAUUGUGUGUGGUGAAUAUUAUUGAAAUGACAGCGUCAAUUGUGUUUUGUUGUUUUUAUCAAUUUUGCUACAAUUGCGUGUGGUUGUGUGAAUGAAAAUAUAUUGAGAUCUUAAAAAAAAUGAUAACUACGUUGUGUGAAAAAUAUUAACAAAUUAUUGCAAAGCAAAAUAUAUGGAAAUAUACAUAUAAAAACAUAUUGGCCACAAUUAAUAAUUGUCUCCCAGCAGCAAAUUGCUGGAGACACUAACAAAAUAUACACAUUGGUGCACUAACGAUUUGUUUUUGCAAAUUGCAAUAAAACGCAAUGCAACAACCGUCAUGGUCAUGGCUGCUGGUCUUCUACUGGCUAUUGGCGUUCCAACAACUAUGGUGUGUAAGUGAUGGCACACAUGUACAAGGAGUAUUCAAUACACAAGAAUUCUUCAAGUUCAUUGUCAAGUUUGGCUUCCAAAAGGCGGAGGCACACUCGCAACGUGAAUCUUUUGGUUAUAUCUAUGGCAACAUAACAUCGAAGGAUUCAUUUGCAACACCAGUAACACUGGUUGUACUGGACAAGGCAACUUUUGUGGAUUUCUACAGCAAUCGCACCUAUUACAAUCGUGAAAGUGCGUGCCAGCACAUGUUUAGACGGGUGCAAAUACUGGCUUAUGACUCUGCUUGCAAUACACACGCAAAACGAGAUUUUUUGCGACGUGUGCCGUGUCCACAGGGCGAAUUGUGUGUAGAUGAAGAUGCACCUGGAAACGUUGUGCCUGGAAAUCAAUUCACUUAUGUUAUCAGUGAAGUACAACAACCACGAUUUUGGUAUGUUGCAAUGGUGGCUUGUUUCCGCAAUCGAACAACCUGCAAAUGGCAUGCAUACGAUCCGAUGAAGUUUGGCAAUAAAACAAAAGUGAAAAUAACAUCAACAAGAACUUUGGCAGAUAUUUUUUCACAUACCUUGGAAUAUGAUAUUCAUGUGGUCAAUAAUCAUCCAAAUAAUUCGGCCACUCAUCCGUUAACCUAUCAAUUUUCAUACGACCAACAGAAUCUAUUGGAAAUGUAUUUAAUAUUUUUACUUGUUUACGUUAUACUACUGCCAGUCCAAAUUUAUGCAGUACGUCUACAAAAACACCCUGUAACAAAAUUGUUUACACUAAGUUUACUCAGCGAAUUUGUUAGUUUAACAAUGAUAACAGCGCAUCUGACCAAUUUCGCUCUAAAUGGUGUCGGUGAACCGAAUAUGCAAGCAGCUGGAGAUAUUUUAGAUAUUUUUAGUAGAACGACAUUUAUGCUAAUAUUACUCUUACUUGCCAAAGGUUGGGCAGUGACCCGCCAACAAAUCAGUCGAUCUGGCUGGAUUAUUCUUAUGAGCAUUUGGGUGCCAUAUUGUGCAUUUCACGUAUUACUUUAUAUAUGGGACAAGACGGAAGUGGAUAUUAUUUCCGACAUUGAUGAAUAUCAAACAUGGCCCGGUUGGAUUGUUCUCAUACUG
Messenger RNA from Teleopsis dalmanni, 1553 nucleotides. RefSeq lists its product as uncharacterized. The record is from RefSeq and is a predicted model, not a curated record. Gene Ontology annotation, biological process: G protein-coupled receptor signaling pathway; response to pheromone. The transcript has 4 exons. Lineage: Eukaryota; Metazoa; Arthropoda; Insecta; Diptera; Diopsidae. The annotation marks the transcript as partial.